AUGUUAGAAGAUGAUUGCUUUGAGGGGUCUUAUGAGGAGCAUCGGAUAUUCAGACAAGUUUUCUUUGGAAGUGGUACUGGUAAUGCUAAAAGAUGUCUUGUCACUGGAGUCAUUAGCUUCGAAUGCGAUUCCAGUAAUAAUGUCAAUUCCUCUCUGAGUUCCAACAAUGACAACUCUGUGGUAACAAGUGGAUGUAAAGCUUCUGAGCCAUCUGCUUCAAAAGAUGGUUCUGACUUUAACAAAAAAGCUAAAAGAGCCAAGCUUUCUGGUGAUAAGCAUGUGGAUGCGAGGGACGAACAAAGCUCGCCUUUGAUUGGUUCGGAUUUUGCUAGAGGAACAAUACCUUUCCGUUUGGUCGAAUCAUCCAACAAGGGUGUUUCCACUAGCUCAUAUCUGCUGAAGCAAAGCACUGAGAAGGGAAAAGAAGUUUAUCUGUGUGGCAUUGUCUCAGAAAAGUGGAAGCCACAAAACUUGGAGAAAUGUGAUGCAAAGGAACUAAAAGCAAUUGCGUCUCCUGUUUCUCAGGAGAGCUUCGCGACAAGAGGGAUCUGUGCAGGUGCAUCUACGCCUCAUAGUGACAAGUCUUUCAAGAACGGAUCUAAAGUAUCUCCUAAUGAGUUAAAUAUACCUGAGACUUGUCUAAAGAUUGAUCCUAAAGAGGACCCCCGUCCUCUUCUCUACAAGUAUGUAUGUAAGUUGCUAACUUCUGCCAGAUGGAAAGUCGAGAAGAUCCAAAGAGCAGGUAGGAAAUACCUGGACACUACAUACGUAUCUUCAGAGGGGCAGAGAUUUCGUGACUUUGGGUCAGCUUGGAGAUCAUUGGGUGAGAUCUUAUUAGCGGAUCAUAAGUUGAUGGAUACAGGUACUAAGAAAUGGACCGGUAUCAAUGACUUUUGGUCAGAUCUCUCGCUUACAUUGUUGGACGUUGAGGAGAACAUGAAAACAUUAGAUCUUGCCAGCACACAGGCGCUUUGGUGGAGUGCCUUGGAGCCUUUUGUGACUGUUGUCUACAUUGCUAAGAAAGUUGGUUCUUUAAGAAGAGGAUGUAAAGUUGAAGUUGCAAGGAAUUCAGUUAUUGACAAGUUUAAGAAAGAAGAUGCAAUUUGUCAGAACAUGCUUUCAGGCUGUCCCGAAAGUGGGCUGACAGUAUCUGACCUAGAGAUUUCGGAUCUUGAGGGGAAACCUAAUACUCCCCCUGGAAAAGUUUCUUCAAGACGAGAAAAGCAGAACAGUAUUGGUACGGAAAUUUCUGGGCUUGAUGAGCAGGAGGUUAGCAAGGUCUCUGGAGCUUCAAAAUUGAUAGCAAAAGGCAUGAAUGAAAGUGUUAUGAGAAAGAAGUUACACAGAAGGUCGAAAAAAAUUUCUGAAGCCAAACAAGCUCUCUUGGACCAACGUGAUACACUGGAUUAUGAUUCUUCCGAUAGCCUUGGAUGCCAGGAACAUAGGGAUGGAAGGUUGAGGAAUGAUAAGAGGAUGAAAAAUUCAUGUGGUAAUUCAAAGAAGGGAAGGAAAAAAGCUAGAAAGCACUGUAAUCAGGAUGAUGACCUUUUCAAAACCAAAGGCAUAUCAAGCCAGAAAAAGAAGGCACAGAAAUCAAAAGCUAGAACGAAAAAAAGAAAUAACAAGGGAGGGUGCAGGCUGCUUCCCCGAAGCACUAGCAAUGAGGAAAAACAGUUUUCACAAGGAAAUUGGUCUACUUUAGGUCCUAGAACUGUCUUAUCAUGGUUGAUAGCUGCCAACGUGAUUUCUAGGGACGAAGUAAUCCAGUUACGAGAUCCUGAUGAUGAUACUGUGGUGAAAACAGGCCUGGUAACUAAAGAUGGAGUGCUCUGUGCAUGUUGCAAUAAGACUAUAUCACUUUCUGAGUUCAAGAUCCAUGCUGGAUUUAGCCAGAACUGUCCAUGUCUGAAUCUAUUCAUGGAGUCAGGAAAGCCUUUUGCUUCAUGUCAGCUGGAAGCUUGGUAUGCUGAGUAUAAAGCCCGAAAUGGUUCAAGACCGGAGGCAGCUUCCGAUGAUGAUCCAAAUGACGAUUCUUGUGGAAUUUGUGGUGAUGGGGGUGAGCUGAUCUGCUGUGAUAAUUGUCCAUCUACCUUCCAUCAGGCUUGCUUAGCAAUGAAGGUGCUCCCUGAAGGCAAUUGGUAUUGCUCAAGCUGCACAUGUUGGAUAUGCGGGGAGUUGGUUAGUGAAAAUGCUCCUGCUGAACGCUCUCAGGACUUCAAAUGUUCCCAGUGUGUGCAUAAAUAUCAUGGAGUAUGUCUGCAAGAGAUUAGUAAACGCAGAGAACCUUUUCCAGCAACCUACUUUUGUGGUAAAAAUUGCGAGAAGGUGCACGUUGGUCUCAGUUCUCGUGUUGGGAUCAUUAAUCCUAAUGCGGAGGGCUUGUCUUGGACAAUCUUGAAGUGUUUUCAAGAAGAUGGAAAAGUUCAUUCUGCACGAAGAUUGGCACUGAAGGCGGAAUGCAACUCGAAAUUAGCUGUUGCUCUAUCAAUCAUGGAGGAAUGCUUUCUGUCAAUGGUAGAUACAAGAACUGGUAUUGACAUGAUACCUCACGUGCUAUACAACUGGGGUUCAAAAUAUGCCCGUUUAGACUUUGAUGGGUUUUACACUGUGGUUGUGGAAAAGAACGAUGUGAUGAUCUCAGCAGCAUCCAUCAGGGUGCAUGGAGUGAGUGUUGCAGAGAUGCCUCUUGUAGCUACCUGCAGCAAGUAUCGUCGUCAGGGGAUGUGCAGAAUCCUCGUGACUGCCAUCGAAGAGAUGCUUAUGUCUCUAAAAGUGGAGAAGCUUGUGGUAGCUGCGUUGCCAAGUCUAGUGGAAACCUGGACUGAAGGUUUUGGCUUCAAACCCAUGGAGGAUGAAGAACGCGAUGCUCUCAAAAGGUUAAACUUGAUGGUGUUCCCUGGGACAGUUCUGCUCAAGAAAACGCUAUACGAGUGCACAAACCCCAACACUGUGAAAGGUGUUCGUCUCGUUAAAGAACAUGAUAACCCAUCGAACAAAGAAGCAGAUGAUAUAGAGAAAGCCAGGUUCUCCAUGACUAAGAGCUGUGGUCAGAUGGUUCCACAAGGAUCAGACGAUGAGCUCUCCCCCGUGCCACUUGGAACCAACGAAACAGAGCCAACUUCAGAAACAGAGAACACAACUCAAGACAGCAAUGCCACUGAUAGGCCAGAGACAACAACGGUCUCCAUGGAAGAAGAAGAAGAAGAAGAUUGUUUGCAGGAAAAGGUGUCAAAGUUUUCAUCAGAAGAAGUGACGAAAAGAGCUUCUUCCUCCUCAGCAGCAUUAGAAGAAGAAAGGCAAAAGGUGGAGCUGUUUCACGCCCGGCCAUCACUCUUGACGCGCCGAUCGACGGCUUUUAUCGUCUUCACUUAUGUUGCUAUCGGGCUAACCGGAUUCCUCUUUGGAUUAUAUUUCCGGUUACCCGGCCGGACCUACCCCACGAACUCCCCUCCGAAGACGGUACGGGUCGACGGUGGAGAUAGUAACGGUAAUGGCGUUAGCGGGGGAGUGAAGAGGCACAAGGUGAUGGGAUUCGUCGGUAUUCAGACCGGAUUCGAUUCAGCUGGCCGGAGACGGGCGCUCAGAAACACGUGGAUGCCGUCCGAUCCGGAAGGGCUUCGCCGUGGAAGCUGA
Molecule: messenger RNA, 3633 nt
Organism: Microthlaspi erraticum
Lineage: Eukaryota; Viridiplantae; Streptophyta; Magnoliopsida; Brassicales; Brassicaceae
Source: the annotation of a GenBank genome assembly